AGCUCAUCAAGUCAAAACCGGCUAAAGAAACAACACGAAAGCAUACUCCAAUCGCAUGCCAUCGCCUGCUGGUGAUGAGUACAAGAUCAUGCCUUGCAGGCUAUUUAGUAUCUCGGUGAACAUGCAGUGUCAGAUAAAGUUUGAGAUGAUUACUUAGCAUAUUGCUUAACUUUUUUAUUGUUAAUGGAGUAAGCUACAACUAAGAUUUGGUUGCUAAGUUCCCUCCAAAAGGGUAUGACAAACAAGAGACGGCAUGAGCAAAAUAAACAUCGAAAUCAUCUAUAUUUGUAUAUAUCCAUGUAAAGUACAUAUUAAAAUCAUAAAUGAAUCUCGUAUGAAUUUCAAAAAAGUUUAAAAAAUAUAUAUAAAUAAUAUAAUUAGCCCUCUAAUCUCUAUAUAACUAGCAAGUUCAAAAUUUUCAAGCCAAAAAACCUCAAACUCCAAAAGUAUUAGCACAAAUGGCUACAACUAAUAUAACUGGGUCGCUCUAUUACCUUCCCUUUUUCAUCUUUGCAUUCAUAAUCCACUCAUUGUUUAGGAACUUACUGAAACCUGGUGGCAACCAGACCAAACUCCCACCUAUGCCACCGGCUCUACCCUUCAUCGGUCACCUCCAUUUGUUAGGCUCGGUCCUGCCCAAGUCAUUCCAGACCCUGGCUCGGCGCUAUGGCCCGCUCAUGCGGCUCCGCCUUGGCGCAUCCUCAUGCGUGAUUGUAUCAAAUACCGCCGUCGCAAAAGAAAUCUUUAAGACCCACGACCUGAGUUUCGCUUCCAGGCCCGAGUUUGGUUCUUCAGAGUACUUCAAGUAUCGUGGGUCCAGGUUUUUGCUAGCUCCAUACGGUGAUUACUGGCGGUUCAUGAAGAAGCUAUGCAUGGCACGCCUCCUAGGCGUACCUCAACUAGAGAAGUUCACUGAAGUCCGCGAGCAAGAGAAGGAGAAGCUCGUGGAGUCUCUGAUGAGGAUUUGUAGAGAAGGGAAGAUGUGUGACUUGGGCAGUGAGCUAAUAAAGCUGACGAACAACACUAUUUGCAGAAUGGCGAUGAGCACCCGGGUGUCGGAGAGCAACAGUGAAGCUAAGGAGGUGAAGGAGUUGGUCAAAACUUGCUUGGCUCUUGGUGCGAAGCUAAGCGUAGGGGAUGUUUUGGGUCCGUUGAAGAUAUUGGAUUUCUCUGGAACAGGGAAGAAGCUUGCGGAAGCCAUUGAUAAGUAUGAUCAGCUGAUGGAGAAGAUAAUUAGGGAACAUGAAGAGAAAGCCUCGAAGGGUUUUGAUGAAUAUCAAAGAAAAGAUAUACUAGACAUCUUGUUGGAGAUUUACAGAGAUCCUACUGCAGAAAUUAAGUUGUCUAAAAACGAUAUCAAGUCCUUCAUGCUUGACAUAUUUCUGGCGGGAACAGACUCAUCAGUAUCAGCCAUGGAAUGGGCAAUGGCGGAGCUCAUUAAUCAUCCACAGGUCUUCAACAAACUCAGAGAGGAGAUAAAUUCCGUGGUGGGUUCCAACAGGCUAGUCAAAGAAUCAGACAUCCCGAAUCUUCCUUACCUCCAAGCAGUGAUCAGAGAAACCUUGAGGCUCCACCCACCAGGUCCGUUGAUCAUCAGAGAAUGCACAGAGGAUAGCGAGGUAAAAGGGUUCAUGGUGAAGGCAAAGACCAGAGUGCUGAUCAACGUGUACGCGAUCAUGAAAGACCCGGAGGAAUGGAGUGAGCCGGAGGAGUUCGUGCCGGAGAGGUUCUUGGAAAAUCCGGAGGAGAGAAUUGGAGAGCAUCAGAUGGAAUUUAAAGGUCAGAACUUUCGGUAUAUACCGUUUGGGAGUGGCCGGAGAGGGUGCCCGGGGGCGUCGCUGGCGAUGCUGGUGAUGCACACGACGGUGGGUUCGCUGGUCCAGUGCUUUGACUGGAAAUUAGAGGAGGGAGACAAGGUUGACAUGAGCGAGGGUUCGGGUUUUUCUGCAGAAAUGGCUCGACCCCUUCUGGUGUACCCUGUUCAACAUCUUAACCCUUUUUCUUGAGACCACCACAAUAUAUUCAUACAUACAUAUAUACAUAUAUGUAUGCAUGGCCAUGAAAAUCUAGAGAAAGUAGUGACAGUUAAGUUAAACAUGAAAAAUCUAAGAAUGGUGCUUGGGGAAGUUUAGAUUUUUAGUUUGUUUCGAUUCUUAAUUAAGAAAAUUUCUUUGUUUUACUUUGUUUGCAUAUAUAUAUAUAUAUAUACA
This is a messenger RNA of Carica papaya (papaya), 2210 nucleotides long. Its product is annotated as 3,9-dihydroxypterocarpan 6A-monooxygenase-like. Gene Ontology annotation, cellular component: membrane. NCBI's taxonomy places the organism in Eukaryota, Viridiplantae, Streptophyta, Magnoliopsida, Brassicales, Caricaceae. The record is from RefSeq and is a predicted model, not a curated record. Gene Ontology annotation, molecular function: heme binding; oxidoreductase activity, acting on paired donors, with incorporation or reduction of molecular oxygen, NAD(P)H as one donor, and incorporation of one atom of oxygen; iron ion binding.